This is a messenger RNA of Arabidopsis arenosa, 898 nucleotides long. The record is from the annotation of a GenBank genome assembly. NCBI's taxonomy places the organism in Eukaryota, Viridiplantae, Streptophyta, Magnoliopsida, Brassicales, Brassicaceae.
CCAUCUUUUUUUUUUGCCUUCACCUCCAUUUUUCUGGAAACUUUGGUUGCGAUGGGUAAGAUCCGACCCGGACCGGAUCCAAAAGCGGCAUUGGUCUCAGAAAUUUUAUCCCUAUCAAGAUCACCAAUCUCUUGCAUUCACAUCAAUCGCAUCUCAUCCGGUUCAUGUUUCAUCGACUGGUAUCUCAUUCUCGGUAUCCAGGAAGAUGCAGAGGUCAAGGUCAUACGUAAAAGAUAUCACAAAUUAGCUUUGAAAGUUCAUCCGGAUAAAAACAAUCACCCAAAUGCAGAUAUUGCUUUUAAGCUCAUCCACGAGGCUUAUUUAUGUCUUUCAGACGAAACAAAGAGAAUAAGCUUCAACACAGAUCGACGAAAGAACAUUUGUCUAAAAUGCAGCCGAGUCUCACACAAAACCAAAGAGAACCGUAACGAUUCUAAACCGAGCCGGUUCUGCCAAACCCUCAAGGACAUUAGGGACAAGUUCAGAGAAGAGAACAAGGUGAUAGAGAGGUGUCUAAAAACCAAUAGUGCAAUCUUCAUGGGGAACCGAACCAAGGAAACACCGGUUUAUGGUAUACCAAACCAAAACCGGUUAAAGAAGGAGUCGCCUGUUUUUAAUCCAUCGGAUUACAGGUUAUGGGGUUAUCCACAUGUGAGAAAUCGGGUGUUCGACUACAACUUGUCGUCGGAUUGGAAUAUGUUCACGAGAAGCAGAUCCACUUGUGUUCACUCAUCGUGAUGAUUUAGCUUUCGGUUUUUAAAUAUUUACUUUUUAUUUAUUUUUUUCCAUUUAGUUUAAAUAAGUGAGAAAAUAUCUAUUGAUUUUUUUUAGCUUCAUUGUAUUCUAUCAUUAUUCAAACUGGAAAAUCUUUGGACUACAAUCAAAAAUCUUGGUCCAG